ACUUCCUCCGAACAGUUCAAAAGUGUAGUGCAUGCUGUGUGUUUGAGUGUGCAGGCAUCCUGUUCCAGCCGGCGGUUUCAUAUGCGAUGAUGACGCUUUCAUAAAGGCCAGAGAGGAAAGAAGCAGUUUCAUGUGAAAAAGGCGCGUGUAGAUCGUUUCUAUCAAGCUCUGGAGAAGAUAUCAAAAAAGCAAGAUGUCUAAAGCCCACGUCUACCUGUAUGUCCUCGUGGCUCUGUCAUGUGUCUAUGGGGUGAUGUGUGUUGAUGGAGCAAACAGCACCACCAGGGCCACCACAAGCAAUUCUGCCAACACCUCACAGUCACAAGGCACCGAUCCAACUCAUCACAGCUAUGAGGAUUAUCCCAGUACUGUCACCACGAAUCCCACCAAAGAUGGCAAUAAUAACAGUGAUGCCGUAUUAGACAAUGGACACAAUAGUUCAACAACCGAAGAAGAUCAUACCAAUGCAGACAUAACAACCACCACUGUCAGUCAGACCACGUCUGAAAAUGUAACAUCCUCAAGGCCUGACAUCACGUCAGGCGUUUCCACCAUCACUAAGGCCUCUACGACUCCAGUAGGAAAAACUGAAGCCGCAAGUGGAGGUUCAGCCCAAGGCAUCGGGGUGGCCUUUCUUAUCAUCAUCUUGAUUAUCGUCAUCGCUCUUGCUGUCAUUCUGUACGUCCUUUGGAAGAAAGGAAGGAGCUACUCGUUUGAUCUGACCUACACGGGCAAUGACCACGACACCCCGCUGCGGAGCAUGGAACACGGGGGGGUCUUCGAACAGACCAGCAAAGAACUGUCUGCUGCAGAAUACGAUCAAGAGGAAAAACCCCACGAGACCAACUCUACGGCCAACGGGUGUGCAGGAGAGACGCCUAAACAAGCAGCAUCCUCUGAGCAGCAGAACAUGCCAGAAGAAGACAGCUUCAUGUCUGAUACCAGUCUGACUCCGCCCAUGAAAAAGGUGGACUUCAAUCUGGAUCUGGAUCUGAUAGGUGGAGAACUUGAACCUAAAGCUGAACCCAGUGACCCACAGCAAAAUGAAAACAACAACAACUUCACCAGCACUGGAAAUGAUACUUUGGACCUCUUCACUGAAAUUAACCUGGACGAGCCACAGUAACAAGACCAUAAUCAAAUAUGAAACUCCAUGGAGACUCUGUCAUUUUCUCUGCAGAGCACCUGAACGGCAUCAUACCAUAUUGUACAUUCAUAAAUAUAGCCUCUACAUACGCAAAGUACAUAUACAUACUCAUUUUUAUUAGCGCAAUUUGUUGUUUCUUAUUUUUUAUUUGUAUGAAAAAAUGUAAAAAUUGUAAAAAUGCAGUAUUUUUUAAUGUUUUUUUUUACUGCGGUUAAAUGAAAAUUAGUGAUCCCAAUAAACAGUAAACUUUA
This is a messenger RNA of Pygocentrus nattereri (red-bellied piranha), 1398 nucleotides long. RefSeq lists its product as uncharacterized. NCBI's taxonomy places the organism in Eukaryota, Metazoa, Chordata, Actinopteri, Characiformes, Serrasalmidae. Bases 194 to 1126 code for a protein of 310 amino acids. The transcript has 8 exons. The record is from RefSeq and is a predicted model, not a curated record.